Molecule: messenger RNA, 955 nt
Organism: Capsicum annuum
Lineage: Eukaryota; Viridiplantae; Streptophyta; Magnoliopsida; Solanales; Solanaceae
Product: cyclic phosphodiesterase-like
Exons: 4
Coding region: 47-754 (235 amino acids)
Biological process (GO): cyclic nucleotide metabolic process
Molecular function (GO): 2',3'-cyclic-nucleotide 3'-phosphodiesterase activity
Source: RefSeq, a predicted model, not a curated record
UUUAAAUGGGUUAUUUACAAUUUUCUGAUCUCCAUUUUUCAUCUUAAUGUUCAAUAAUAUUUUCCUAAUUAAAUUCCUUACAUUUCUUGGACUUAUAGGCAUUUCUUUACUCUUCUAUUCAAUCCUCAAAGUACCUGAUCCAAUGCAGAAAGUACAACUCACUGAAGCUGACACCAAAACUGAAGAAAAAGUAAAACUCACCGAAGCGGAGAACAAAACCGAUGUUUAUUCAGUAUGGGGACUUCCAUCAGAAGAAGUUAGUAACAGGGUAAAGAAAUUGAUGAAUGGUCUUAGAUCAGAAUUCGGUGGGGCCCAAUUUGAGCCGCACGUGACCGUUGUCGGUGCGAUAAAGUUGUCGGAGGAGGAGGCACGUGACAAGUUUAGAAAGGGAUGUGGAGAAGUGAAGAAGGUGUAUAGCGGUACUGUCGAGAAAGUGGAUGUUGGGACUUUUUUUUAUCAGUGUGUUUAUCUUUUGCUUCAUCCUACUACUGAGGUCGUCGAGGCUAGCGCACGCUGCUGCAGAAGCUUUGGUUACAAUAGCUCAAGUCCAUAUAUGCCUCAUAUGAGUCUGCUUUAUGCCGAUUUAACAGACGAAGAAAAGAAGAAAGCUCAAGAAAAGGCUUAUAUCCUCGACGAGAGCAUUGACAACAUGAGCUUCCAGAUAACUCGCCUUGCAUUGUACAAAACAGACACCGAAGACAAAAGCCUCGAAUCGUGGGAGAAGAUCGAAGAGUACAAUCUCAGCGCUAACUAGUUUCAACGACACUGUUAACUCUCCGCGAGCCUAAACUCAUGCCCGGAAAAACAUGGUGUACUUUAUUUUUACCUUUUUGAGUCUUUUAUAUGUGCAGUAUACAUAAAGAUUAUGAUGUUGUGGCUUCCAUUUUCUGUGUACUUUUUGGGUUUCUGCAAAACUUCAGCUCUAUGGAGUAACAAUCUACAGGUUCUCUUUUGA